AUGGUGCUGGAGCCCCGGCUGACCGAGGAGGCUGGCCAACAUGGACAGGAGGGGGACCAGCUCGAUGUCAAUACCACUCCUGACCAAGAUGCGGUAGGCGGAAACCCCAUUCAGCCUCUCGACACAGACAAAGAGGCAGGAGCGCCUGGCGAUGAUGCAUCGCUGGAGCGCACCCGGUCCAUUGCCUCGACGCUUUCACUUCCUCGAGAGAUCCUCUUCGUGGGCAUCAUCUGUCUGGCGCAGUUCACCACGCAGGUCGGUCUCGGACAGACGCUGUUCAUCCUGCCCGUCAUAGGCCGCAGCUUCCACAUCACCGACCCAAGCCAACUGAGUUGGUUGAUCGCCGGCUACAGCUUGACCGUCGGCACUUUCAUCGUCAUCAGCGGGCGGCUGGGCGACAUCUUUGGAUACAAGCGAAUGCUCAUGGUUGGCUUCAGUUGGUAUGCCAUCUGGUCCAUGGUCGCCGGGUUGAGUGUGUACUCGAAUCAUGUCCUGUUCGUCUUUGCCCGCGUCUUGCAAGGGAUUGGACCGGCCAUCACGCUCCCCAACGGCGUCGCUCUGCUGGGGUCAACCUACCCUCCAGGGCCGAGGAAGGACAUGGUAUUUGCACUCUUCGGUGCUUGUGCGCCAGGUGGUUCAAUCGUCGGCGGUGCCUUUGCGGGCGUAUUCGCCCUGACCUGGUGGCCAUGGGCGUUCUUCAGUCUGGCCAUCACUCUCGUAGUUAUUGUGGUCCUUGCGAGUCUUAUCAUUCCUGAUCCUCCCAAGAAACCAGAGUACAAGGCUCACUCCAUGCGAGACAAGCUCGAGCUGCUUGAUCUGCCCGGGGCCGUUGUUGGCAUCACAGCUCUCGUCCUCUUCAACUUUGCGUGGAACCAGGCCCCGAUCGUGGGCUGGCAAAAGGCUUACGUCUAUGUGACCAUGAUAUUGGGCCUUUUGUUGAUGCCGUUAUUCUUCUACAUUGAGUUUCGAGUCUCGCCAUCUCCACUGGUCCCCUUCGAAGCCCUCACUGUCGAGGUCGGGUUUGUGCUUGCAUGUAUCGUAUGCGGGUGGUCAUCAUUUGGCAUCUGGGUCUUCUAUCUGGUCAGUUUUCUAGAACAUCUACGCGGAGCAUCUCCGCUGCUCGCCGUCGCCUACAUGAGCCCUGUGGCCGUCUCAGGCGCUCUCGCCUCGGUGUGCACCGGUCUCAUCCUCUCCAGGAUGCGCGCUGCCUGGGUCAUGGUGAUAGCUCUGGCGGCCUUCACGGUCGGACAGAUCCUGGUUGCCACAGUGCCCGUGGAUCAGACUUACUGGGCUCAGACCUUCGUCUGUACGAUCAUAAUCCCUUGGGGUAUGGACAUGUCCUUCCCAGCAGCAACCCUGAUUCUAUCCAAUUCGGUAAGCAAAGAACAUCAAGGCAUUGCGGCAAGUCUGGUCAACACCAUUGUCAACUACAGCAUCUCCUUGGGCUUGGGAUUUGCUGGCACAGUUGAGGUGCACGUUAACAACGGCGGCCGAACACCGCAAGAUAUUCUGCAUGGUUAUCGUGGAGCAUGGUACCUAGGGACGGGCCUCGCUGGUCUUGGAAUGGUCAUAAGCGCCGUUUUCCUUGCGAGAGCAUACUGGAAGGAUCGCAAUGGUGUUCGUUCAGGAUAG
Messenger RNA from Capronia coronata CBS 617.96, 1632 nucleotides. RefSeq lists its product as uncharacterized. The record is from RefSeq and is a predicted model, not a curated record. Gene Ontology annotation, biological process: transmembrane transport. NCBI's taxonomy places the organism in Eukaryota, Fungi, Ascomycota, Eurotiomycetes, Chaetothyriales, Herpotrichiellaceae. The transcript has 4 exons. Gene Ontology annotation, cellular component: membrane. Gene Ontology annotation, molecular function: transmembrane transporter activity. Bases 1 to 1632 code for a protein of 543 amino acids.